AUGUCUGAGCCUAGCGCCGAACUCGAAUCCACACUCCGCAAGCUGUCCAUAGGUGGAAAGGGCCCAGUACAAGACAUUCCCCGACCAAACGUGAAAAAGUUCCAAACAGCAGCCGUGACAUUAAACCACAAAGCCAAUUCAAAAAUACACCGCAAACCUGUUGCAGACUCUUGGGAAGACGAAGCAGACCUCUCCGCCCCGGAAAGUGAGGAAGCCCAGCCCCACGACGAAGACGCUGCCCCGGUGCUCUCGCCAACCAUCAGCGCUGAGGGACCGCUAGAUCCCCCGCCGACACCUAUCUCCCCGCAAACUUCCAACCCGUGGAUGGCGAGAUCUGCUUCUCCUGCUUCGGCGAAGGGCCCCCCUACCCGUCGCCCGGAGAAGCAGACUGCUGUUGCAGAGCGGCUGAUUGCCGGCGCGUUGGGGAUCCGUGCCCCAAAGCGGACAGAGCAGCAACGAGCGUACGAUCGCUCAGUCAAAGAGCAGGAAAUCCGGAGGCGGAAUCGCGAGCGUGAAGAGAAGGCUAAGGCUAAAGAGGAGGAAGAGAGAAUGAAGGCUUCUAUUUGGAACAAUUAG
Penicillium digitatum Pd1 is the source of this 576-nucleotide messenger RNA. RefSeq lists its product as uncharacterized. The record is from RefSeq and is a predicted model, not a curated record. Lineage: Eukaryota; Fungi; Ascomycota; Eurotiomycetes; Eurotiales; Aspergillaceae.